GAUAAGAAAGCCGCGAAAAUUUGGAAGCGCGCAGUGGAGCUCGGGGACGUGGACGCGACCAUUAACCUUGGAAGAUUGUACAACAACGGAAGUGGCGUCAAGCUGGACAAGAAGAAGGCGGAGGAGCUGUUUCGCGCGGCCGCAGAUCGGGGCGACGGGGUCGCGGAAUGCAAUUUAGGUUUUUUUCUUGAAUCUGAGGGGAAAUUUGAAGAAUCGUUCCGGUACUACGCGCUCUCGGCUGAUCAAGGCUAUACCACUGGAGAGAACAACCUUGGCUGCUGCUACAUGGUCGGAAGAGGCACGGAAGUCGACCUCGGCAAAGCCAGAUACUGGUUCGAGCGCGCCGCUGCCAAGGGCGACGAGCUAGCUAUAACGCGCCUCGCACACCUCGACGCGCGAGGUGCGGCACGACGGCCUACUAAAGCCGCGAAGAUUUACCGGCGCGCCGUGGAGCUCGGAGAUGUCAACGCAAUGAAUAAUCUUGGGCUCUUCUACAAUAAUGGGCUCGGCGUCAAGCUGGACAAGAAGAAGGCGGAGCGGCUGUUUCGCACGGCCGCGGACCGGGGCGACGCGGCCGCGCAAACCAGUUUAGGGUUUUUACUCGAUACUGAGGAGAAACAUGAAGAAGCGUUCCGGUGUUACGUGCUCGCGGCGGAUCAAGGCUAUGCCACUGGAGAGCUCAACCUUGGCAUUUGCUACGAGCAAGGAGAAGGCACGGAGGUCGACCUCGGCAAAGCCAGAUACUGGUUCGAGCGCGCCGCUGCCAAGGGUCACGAGGCAGCUAUACAGGCCCUCGCGGACCUCGAC
Molecule: messenger RNA, 807 nt
Organism: Aureococcus anophagefferens
Lineage: Eukaryota; Pelagophyceae; Pelagomonadales; Pelagomonadaceae
Exons: 3
Molecular function (GO): protein binding
Source: RefSeq, a predicted model, not a curated record